AUGGUCACUGAGAGACUCCAUCUCCGCCGCAACAUCAGGAUGGCCCAGUUGGGAGCCGUGCUGAGCGUACUUGUGGCACUGGGAGGAGCCGCUCUCUUGGCCUCUGUGCACAAAAUUGACGAGGGCCACACAGGCGUUUACUACAGAGGGGGCGCGCUACUGACUGCCACCAGUGGCCCGGGCUUCCACUUGAUGAUGCCGUUCAUCACCACCUACAAGUCUGUGCAAACCACGAUACAGACGGAUGAGGUGAAGAAUGUGCCAUGUGGGACCAGUGGUGGGGUGAUGAUUUACUUUGAUCGUAUAGAAGUAGUCAACUACCUGAUCCCGGGAGCAGUUUUUGACAUUGUGAGAAACUUCACGGCUGACUACGACAAAGCUCUGAUCUUCAACAAAGUGCACCACGAGCUGAACCAGUUCUGCAGCGUGCAUUCUCUACAGGAGGUCUACAUCGGCCUGUUUGAUCAGAUCGACGAGAACCUCAAGAAAACGCUGCAGGAGGAUUUGACCAGCAUGGCUCCUGGACUCAUCAUACAGGCCGUCCGGGUCACCAAGCCAAACAUCCCAGAAAGCAUCCGCAGAAACUACGAGCUUAUACGUCGAAAUCAUGUUUCCGACGCAGAUCUGGAAACUGCAGUGAUCUCUUCAAUUCAUCAGACAGGCCCGUCAUAUGGACGAAAGUUUAUGACUGGAUAUUUGACGUCCAUUGGAGUACGUGCUGGUGAACGCCGAGUGGGGAGAGUAUUGAGAGAGGUGCACCAGCCUUACCACAAUUUGCGACAACGUGGUGCUCGGAACUUGAAUCCCAUCCCCUACCAUGCAGAAUACAUGGGACACAAGAUUCACCUGGACCAGAAUGAAAAGUUGGUGAUGUUUGGUGUCACCCAUGUUGUGGCAGUGGAUGGCUACAGCUCAAAAAUUGUUGCAUAUGCCACAAUGCCUGUUAAAAAUAACCUCACUAUUUAUGAAGAAGUGUACAGACCUGCAGUGGCGACACAUGGUAUGUGGGAUCAAGUGCGUGUGGACCAUGGGAAGGAGUUUUACCUAUGCCUGUAUAUGCAGGAAAUCCUUUCCAAAUACCGCUUCAAUGUUAGUCGGCAGCCCUAUGCCCAGACUACGUCAACCAAGAAUCUUAGGGUAGAGCGAAUUUGGCCGGAGCCAGAUUGGCUUACAGCGAGUUGUAAAUGCAUGGAAUGCACACAGGAUUCCAGGACGAGGAGUACCUAA
Knipowitschia caucasica is the source of this 1227-nucleotide messenger RNA. Lineage: Eukaryota; Metazoa; Chordata; Actinopteri; Gobiiformes; Gobiidae. The record is from the annotation of a GenBank genome assembly.